UCUUCAUGAUAUAAUUAUGUGGUUACUGCCUACUGCUAGUAAGAGAAAUAUACGGUGACAGUCGUUGAAUCAGUGGUGGCUAUUUGUUUUAUAAUACCGCUUAAGUUAAUUUUCUUUCUAUUCUCUUUUGAGAACCUAAUUUCCAAGUUAUUAUUGGUUUAUGUUGCGAAUUGCAUAAUAUAUGCAGUUGCAUAUUCAAUGAAAUCAAAUCACGUGUGUUGAUAAGUUCAUUGAAGUCAUAAUCACAAUGAUAUUCAUCCCAGACAAAAAGGUCAUAUCUGUAGGUAAUCUUUUAAAUGAUCAAACUCGACCUCUGAAGGAGAGGUUCCGUGCUCUGUUUACAUUAAAAAAUGUAGGAGGACAAUUAGCAAUUGAACAAAUUACAAAAGCUUUUAGUGAUACUUCAGAACUAUUAAAACAUGAGUUAGCAUAUUGUUUGGGUCAAAUGCAAGAUACACGAGCUAUACCUGUUCUUGUACAAGUAUUGAAAGACAAAGAUCAAGAACCAAUGGUGCGUCAUGAAGCUGGAGAGGCAUUAGGAGCAAUUGGAGAAACUAGUGUUAUACCUGUAUUAGAAGAGUACAGUAAAGACCCAACCAUUGAAGUUGCUGAAACUUGUGAACUUGCUGUGAAAAGAUUACAGUGGAUUAAUGGAACAAAAAAUAGAGAACAAAAUCUAUCUGAAAAUCCUUAUGCCUCAGUCGAUCCAGCUCCUCCUGCUGAAACAAGAAAUGUGAAGGAACUUACAGAAGUACUUUUGGAUGAAAAGGCAUCUUUGUUUGAUAGGUAUAGAGCAAUGUUUUCAUUGAGGAAUUUGAGAACCGAAGAAAGUAUUCUUGCACUUGCAAAAGGUUUAAAGGCAGGCAGUGCAUUAUUUCGACAUGAAGUUGCAUUUGUACUUGGUCAACUACAAGAAGAAGUCAGUAUACCUCAUUUGAAAGAAUCUUUGGAAGAUCCACAUGAAAAUGAAAUGGUUCGGCAUGAGUGUGCUGAAGCUCUGGGUGCUAUUGCUACACCAUACUGUUUUGAUAUUUUAAAAAAAUAUUUGGAAGACGAAAAACGCGUCGUUCGUGAAAGCUGCGUUAUCGCUUUGGAUAUGUGUGAAUAUGAAAAUAAUUCUGAAUUUCAGUAUGCAAAUGGAUUAUCAGAAGUAAUUUCGUGAUGACCUUUCAUUUUCACGAUCAAUUUUUACGAAUGUAAGAUAAUAUUGUAACAGUUAUUUUUGUUUAAAAUCAUUAUUUAAGAUCA
Messenger RNA from Phymastichus coffea, 1248 nucleotides. RefSeq names its product deoxyhypusine hydroxylase (gene nero). The transcript is spliced from 4 exons. Gene Ontology annotation, biological process: peptidyl-hypusine biosynthetic process. Bases 248 to 1162 code for a protein of 304 amino acids. The record is from RefSeq and is a predicted model, not a curated record. Lineage: Eukaryota; Metazoa; Arthropoda; Insecta; Hymenoptera; Eulophidae. Gene Ontology annotation, molecular function: deoxyhypusine monooxygenase activity.